Messenger RNA from Lactuca virosa, 1942 nucleotides. Lineage: Eukaryota; Viridiplantae; Streptophyta; Magnoliopsida; Asterales; Asteraceae. The record is from the annotation of a GenBank genome assembly.
AUGUUCAUUCGACACAAAGUCAUUGAUACGGCCGACGACGCCUCCGCCUCCGGAGUUGUGGCUGUAGGUCUGGAUUUAGGGAAAGAAGGGCCACUGGUUCACAUUGUUGCCUGCAUCGCUUCAUUAUUAGGUCAAGGUGGGCCCGAUGACUGCAAAUUCAUCCCUCAAGCUCCCCCCGAUGGUCCUCUGAUCAAAAGAUGUGGAGAAAUGGCACGAAAGCUGCGGUUCUUAAAAGAUCAAAUGCCAAAGGCGGUCCUAUGUCAUUGUCUGGAGGUAAAGAAAGGUGGAAUGCCACCUGGACCUCGUGCUGGUUUCUCUAUGUGUGUACAUAAAAAGCGGACUAUGUUAUUUGGUGAAGUUUUUGACAUGGAGGCUGAAGGUGAUGUGUUAAUGAGCUUUCCUACUGAUGGUGGGACAGGGGGAGGAGCUCCUGGAGAUGGACCAAUUAUGUUAGUUUUAGCUCCAACUCGUGAACUUGAUUCUAUUUUUCAGAAUAAUGAACAGAAGGACAACCAAAAUUUUCUUACAACAGAGACAACAAUUGUAUGGCCUCUUGCCUUUAAAAAGAAAAGCAGGUUGGCACAUCCUGAUCAACCCUCCAUAACCUUCACAACUUCCAACUUUAAUCCACUACUUAGCGGUGAAGGUGGUGGUGGUCCUAUUCCUUUUGAUCUUUCGUUGCCUAUUGCUAAACAGAAUGAUGAUGGUAGUAUAGGGUAUUCGGUUCUUCCCAACAACACUUGUCAGCAUGCUGCUCCAACCUUUGUCAAUUUAAUGAAUGCUGUAAUUCUUAGGCUUGCUACACAUAAUGAGAAUAUGACCAUACAAAUACGUAAUCAUCCAAUGCCAAUGACAGAAAGUCAACACCUGCAACAUCAAGACCUGGAUGCAUUCUCUGUAACUAUUGUUGUGUAUUUAAAUAGUGAUUUCAUUCGUGCUUCAUUUGUUGUUCCUAUUGUGAAGGAGCAUGAAGUAAAAGUGAAACAUCAACAACUGAUUAGUGGGGUAUCUAUAUUGUCAUAUUGGGUGUCAACACAUAUAUGGGACAUCAUAAGCUUCUUAGUCCCUUCCUUAUUUGCAAUCAUUCUCUUUUACAUCUUUGGCUCAGAACAGUUUAUUGGAAAUGGUGUUAUAUUCCCUACAGUUCUCAUUCUGCUGGAAUAUGGUUUUGCAACUGCAUCUUCAACAUAUUGCCUAACCUUUUUCUCAAGGAUUUUGCUUUGCUGAUGGACUAGCUUCACUGGUGGAUCUAUUUGUUAUCUGGCUGUUGAGGGUGUCAUUUUUUCCUUCUAACACUUGGGCUUAAAUAUUUCCCUCCCCCAUGAAUUCAAUGUAUUUGGCAUAAAGAUCUUCCACAGAAAGUUUGUUUCUAACAAAACUGAGAAGAGUUUGAAGCAUUACUUUGAUUUUUAGGAUUACUUGGAAACUCAUUGUUGUCUAACAGUUUAGACAACAUUGAUCUAACGAAUUUGAAGCAUGCCUACAGUGGUGGAUGGAAAACUAAUAAAUAAAGGUGAAGUUUUUUUCUAACAAGAAUUUUUUUGUUUUAGGUGACAAUGGAUCACAGGCCUCCAUUCCUCACACUUGGGAUACCAGCUGCCUUUUAAAGGGUUGUACCUUCUUCUUACACUAACAAAAAUCCAAUCAAGAUUUUGCUUGUUUAGUUGAUUCUUUUUCUUAGGCAUUCUUGACUCGUCUUGGAUUAAAGCAUUGUUAUCUUAUCAGCAAGUAAUUACUUUCCAGCCACGCCCGGUGGGCAGCCGCCCAUGACACCAAGUUCAACAUUUUUACGUAGUACACCAGGUGGCAAACCAAUGACAUGAAGGAUCAGGUUAUAUAGUUAGGGAUGUAGUAUCAGGUUAUAUAGUUAGGGAAAACCCCUUAAUAACAAUGUAUGACAUUAAAUUUUUGUUACAACUAUUGAUUUGUUUUAUCUUUCCAU